Molecule: messenger RNA, 1597 nt
Organism: Brassica oleracea var. oleracea
Lineage: Eukaryota; Viridiplantae; Streptophyta; Magnoliopsida; Brassicales; Brassicaceae
Product: cytoplasmic tRNA 2-thiolation protein 2
Exons: 8
Coding region: 98-1432 (444 amino acids)
Biological process (GO): tRNA wobble position uridine thiolation
Cellular component (GO): cytosol
Molecular function (GO): sulfurtransferase activity; tRNA binding
Source: RefSeq, a predicted model, not a curated record
UCGUCCCCUUCACCAUCGUCUUCUUCUUCUUCCUCUACGGGAGCUGCUGUAUCCGAAGCAUCGCGACGACUCUCUUCCCACCUGAAACUGCUUCGAUAUGGCUUGUAAUUCAUCUGGCUGCGAGUCCGGUGGUUGCUAUGGCCGUGAGAAGGAUAAUGGACGCAAGGCUGUUGAUGUUACUCUCUGCGUCAAGUGUAAAUGCAAUGAGCCUAUGACGUUCGGUGAUGGUGGCUCUGACGACGGGAGAUUCUGCGCGGAAUGUUUCAGGAGCAACGUCUAUGGGAAGUUCCGUCUCGCUGUUACUUCACACGCCAUGAUCACUCCUUCGGAUAACGUCCUUGUUGCCUUCUCCGGCGGUUCGUCUUCCAGGGUUGCUCUUCAAUUCGUGCACGAGCUGCAAGUCAAGGCUUUGAAGAAUUACGAGGCGAGUCGUGAUAGGUCUUUACCUGUGUUUGGCGUUGGUGUUGCGUUUGUGGAUGAGAGUGCAGCUUAUCCUGCUCUUGACGGUGGAAUGAGUGAUGCUAUUGCGUGGGUUCGGUCCACUGUGUUGAGUCUGUCGCCACCUGGAAAGGAUCUUCAUGUUGUUCCUAUCGAGAGUGUGUUUGGUUCGGACUCUGUUGAAGCACGGGAUAGGCUUGUGAAGCUGUUGGAUUCCGUUAGUGAUGAGACUGGAAAGGAAGACCUUUUGCUGCAUCUGAAGAUGUUGUCUUUGCAAAAGGUUGCCUCUGAGAAUGGGUACAACAGAUUAGUGGUGGGAUCGUGCACGUCGAGACUCGCUUCCCAUGUUCUUACGGCCACUGUCAAGGGACGAGGCUAUUCACUAUCAGCAGAUAUUCAGCAUGUUGAUGCGAGAUGGAAGGUCCCCAUUGUGCUUCCACUUCGUGAUUGUGUUUGGCAGGAAAUAACUAGACUCUGCCAUUUGGAUGGUCUAAAGACUGUGGAGUUAGCUCGUCAUCCUCAAUCCGGGAUCAAUGACUUGGUGUCUUCAUUUGUCGCUCUGUUGCAGGAAGAGAAUCCUUCACGGGAGUGCACAAUAGUACGCACAGCUGCAAAGCUUACUCCGUUUUACUUCAACAAAAUUCCUGAAACGGACGACUCUUGCGUUCCUAUGGCCACUCAGAGGCGUCUAAAGAAAUUCAAUCUCAAAUACGACGGUUCCAUGACUACAGAAGCAUUCUGUCCUAUCUGCAACUGCCCGCUAAAUGGAUCAGACUCAUCGGAAGAUGAGUCUGAUGCGCUGUAUGCUGCUUGCUGUUCAAGUUGCCGGUUCCAAAUACUUCCACAAGAUGGAUCAUCUCUUGAGCAAUUUGGAUCCUUACUUCCUCAUCACAUGAUCUCCCAAGUGAAGCAUCAUCAAAAGGUUGACAGCCAAACAUAUCUGAGGGAGAAGAUAAAAGACUGUUUGCUCUUGGACGAUGAAGAGGCUGUCUGAAUCUCCAAAUGUUUUGUGUUCUUUCAGAUAUCAUCUGCUAAGGCUUGCUUCAAGGCAGAGAGAAACUUAGAGUUUUGUAAUGUUUUUUUAUAUAUGAUCAUCUCACGAUCUCAAUUACAUUAUGCUAUCAUACUGUUUUCUCUUGUUUAAUAGAGUUUGUAUCAA